CGGCCAAUAUGGCGGCUGAAAUUUGUGUCUUUUGACUAAUUUUCGCCGAUCGUGAUUGAAUGAUAUUGAAGAAUCAUGCAUUUUCAUUUCCCAAGAAUUAGAGUCGCUAGGAAUAAUUUUACAAGAUUACUUUGCUCUGCGCCAAGAAUCGGAGACAAUUUCGUUGACGAAACUGAGGUACGAGAUAAAUUUAGAGUGCUAGGGACCGGUGAUGUGACUCUAUCCAAGCUAACAGGGAAUAACAAAGGAGUUGCAGUGAUAUCUCUUACCAAUCCUACAAGAAAAAAUGCACUUACAGGGUACAUGAUGGUUAAACUUGCAGAAGUAGUUGACGAGCUUGAGCAAUGGCAGCAUGGAAAAGCUGUUGUUUUGCAUGGCAGCGAAGGGUCUUUUUGUUCAGGGGCUGAUUUGAGUGUAAUAAAGACGAUCAAUACCCCAGAAGAAGGACAAUUAAUGUGUGCUUUUAUGCAAAGAACUCUGAGUCGCCUGGGAAGGCUUCCUCUUGUCAGCGUGGCAGCUAUUGGAGGAAGAGCGUUCGGUGGAGGAGCUGAGGUAAGUAGUUUAAAUGCAUAAAGAGGGCAGCUUAAGGGCAGUCAGACCAAAACGCUGAACGCAGAUCGUGCAGGCAACACAGACUGUGUACACCGCGCAGACCGCACUUUGUUCGCGGGAGAAUUUCGACUGUUACUGCUCGCGAGACACUGACAAAUUCAUUCAUAACCUAUCACGCAAACGACUCCAAUUUCACCAGUAUUUUGCGGUUUUUUUCUUUUCUGCCUGAAAAAAAUUACGUUUUCUCACUUGUAAAAUUUUAUUUUACGUCUCGGUGGACGUUAAAAGGAAGUAAAAAAAAACUUUGCUGGGAACUGGUUUUGAUUGGGUGACGAGCAGUAAUAAACAGCAAACGAGUGCCUUUUGAUUUUUGCUCCCACUCCCGCCCUAUCCCGAUCCUAUUUCUCCCGGGCUCCAGCCCCCCUGUCCCCCUCCACUCUUGAGUACUGAUUAAAUAUCAUCCAAAAACAUAUUCGGAGACCCUAAUAAGAAACUAUUUUGCCACAAGUUAUUUGUUUGUUUUUUGGUUGGUACAAAGAAUGAAACUAUCUCCCAUAGGCGAGACGAACGGAUCAUCUGAUGACGGUUCUUUCUAGGGUAUGACUAAUGGAUGUAACUUAGGUAAAGAGGAUCAUGAAUUGUUGAGUGCUUUGCUGACCAGACUGCAUUGUUCUUCUUGUUGAUAAUUUGGUGUCAAGCAAAUCUUAUCUUCUUCCUUCACCAGUUAUCAUUAGCAUGUGACUUCAGACUCAUGUCACAGGAUGCAGAGAUCAGGUUUGUUCAGGUCAAGAUGGGUUUGUCACCAGGGUGGGGUGGUGGUGCAAGACUUGUCAGGUUACUAGGGAAACAGAAAGCACUGCAGCUACUGGGAAGGGGAGAAAAGGUUACCCUUCCACAUGCACUUCAACUGGGACUGGUUGAUGGUGAGCUACCAAAUACAAAGGUAAUUACUGAUACUUUCUCUACCGAUAUUAUAUCUGUUUCAUUUUAAUAAUAACCUUACUUUUACCUUGAUAUUUAAGAUCUUGUAAUGAUUAACACAGCAAUCAAAUGAUCUGGUAUGUGUACACAUUGUUAUGGCAAGGUUGAGUAUGUUAGGGCUGUCAGAAUCAAACCAAGUUGUCUCACAAGAGUUGUAAACACACUCACAAGCCAGCAAGUCAAGGUGUUUUAAAACUGUAUAAUGUUUUUUUGUCUGUUUUAGUUUCCAUUUACAUAUCCUAUGAACAUUUCAAUGUUUGUGUGGUUAUUUUGUAUGGUAGCAGUUGUCUAUUAAUUGUUUUCCUGUGAAAUGUUGUGCAGACAAUAAACUGACAGACAGCCAGCCAGCCAAUAUUGAUCUCAUAGCUCAUACUUGACAUUUGACAGUUUUACUGUAAUCAAAAUGUGGGAGGUACCUGUUGUUUGGGAUCAUGCAAAAGGAUACUGUGGGGAGAGGGCUCACCUCCCCCCCCCCCUACUGUGGUACAGACUUAAUUCUCAAACUUGGCAUCACGCAAAGAUAGAGUUUGUCGUUGGAUCUUGCCCUUGCUCAUAGUUUUUUCCGUCAGCCAUGAAAACCAGCAUUCCAAAUUUUAAUUUUAUUUUAGCUACCUAAUGAAUGAUCAAGUGAUAAUUCUAAUGUAGUGAUCCCAUGUUUUCUCAUGUUAUUAUUUCUCUUGAUAUUGCAUCUUAAAAAAAUUAUCAGUUUAAGAGCAGAUCUCAGGUUUAGUCAGUGGAGUGGUAGCCCAACAUUCAGCAUAGAAUUUUAUAGAACAAUCCUUUUUUUGUAAUUUUGGACCCAUCACUUUGUUGAAAAACUACCUCUAUAAAAAGUCACGAGAACAAAGAACUACCAUGAAAUUGUUGGGGAACCUUAAACCAAAGGUAUGCUGUGUUAUACUAACUGUGCCAUUCCACCCACAGAACCUAGAUCUGUAGAAGUACAGUAUUUGUUUUCAUCCUCUUGCUGAAGAAGCUUGAGUUCAUUUAAGCAUUGUUAGUUGAAUAAAAAAAUAAAUAUGUUGCAUUUUUAUAUCCUACAAAUUAAAAAAUCAUAGUUAAUUAUAAUUUCUUUUCUUAUAGGAUGUGGUUACUGGAAGUUGCAACUGGUUGUCAGAGUUCCUAGCAGCAGACACUUCAGUUCUGAGAGCUAUUAAGAAUGUUGUAUCAAUAGGAGACAACUCAAGGCUUAAAGAUGAACUGGACAUUGAGAGGUAGGUUUCUAUGUCAAUGUGUGCAAGUUGACAUGAUUGUUAUUGUAAGGAAGUGAUGGUUAAAACAGAAUCAUUUCCACUCAAAGUCACAUGUACCAAGGAAUAAGAACAUCAUAUUACACACAAGCUUAUGUUGGUGGUUGUAUUUUAUAACUACCAAGUAAAUUAACAAGUCAAAUCUCAACAGGUGUUUACUAAGAACAAGCUUUCAAGUCCCCUUAAUCCAAGAUAUCUAUUGCAAUUAAUGCUAGUUGUAUUUCUGAGCACAUUUUUGUACAUUGGGUGCACAGUUAUGGCAUAAAAUGGAAAACUUCAAUUCUGUGGAACCUGACAUUAAGCAGUCACCCUGUGGGAAUGCCAGGUUUGACUGUACAUGACUAUUCAUGUAGAAAUUCCGUUAUUCAAUACCAUUAGGUGCUGAAUAGUAUAAUAAUGAUAGUAUUAGGAUUAUCAUAAUGGAAUUUUCCCAGAUGGUAAUAAUAUUAAUGUUAGUAUUUCAUUUUAUUGCAGAUCAAUUUUUUCAACAUUAUUUGGAGCAGAAGCUAAUAGGAAAGCUUUGGAAAAUUCAAGAAAACACAAAUAGCAUAAUGUUUUGUAAAUGAAGUAAUUUAAAUCCAAUUAAAUUGUUAUCAAAAGUAGUUUUAUUUCAAAGGUGUGUUCGUCCCUUCACUUUGAAGAGUGAGAGAGAGAUAAAGAGUGUAAGUAACUCAAGCAUAUACAUCAGAAGCUUUUGUUCUGAUUAAUGUCCAAACAUGUCAGACUUCCUGCAAAACCUCCAUGCGUAUCGCUAAAAAUGUACACAUCAGUAAGUUCUAUAAAAUUAAAAAUACACAUACCAUAAUGUUACUAUAAUUAUAAUAUACCGG
Pocillopora meandrina is the source of this 3613-nucleotide messenger RNA. The record is from the annotation of a GenBank genome assembly. Lineage: Eukaryota; Metazoa; Cnidaria; Anthozoa; Scleractinia; Pocilloporidae.